GUGAUGACAUGUUCCAUUGGCAAGCUACAAUAAUGGGACCUAACGACAGUCCCUAUCAGGGUGGCGUAUUUUUCUUGACAAUUCACUUCCCAACAGAUUAUCCCUUCAAACCACCUAAGGUUGCAUUUACAACAAGAAUCUAUCAUCCAAAUAUUAACAGUAAUGGCAGCAUUUGUCUUGAUAUUCUACGGUCGCAGUGGUCUCCAGCACUAACUAUUUCAAAAGUACUUUUGUCCAUCUGUUCUCUGUUGUGUGAUCCCAAUCCAGAUGAUCCUUUAGUGCCUGAGAUUGCACGGAUCUACAAAACAGAUAGAGAAAAGUACAACAGAAUAGCUCGGGAAUGGACUCAGAAGUAUGCGAUGUAAUUAAAGAAAUUAUUGGAUAACCUCUACAAAUAAAGAUAGGGGAACUCUGAAAGAGAAAGUCCUUUUGAUUUCCAUUUGACUGCUUUCUAUGAGCCCACGCCUCAUCUUCCCCUGUGCACAUGUUUACCUGAUACAGCAGUGCUGCGUGUUGUACAUACUUGGAACAACAAAAUAGAAAUACUGUAUUUCCCCGUACCAAUAUUGACUCCUAGCAAAGAAGUGUGUGUGUGUGAAAAGCUAGUUCUUCAGUCAUAACUUUGUGAGCCUAAAAGCAUUCCUUAAGUGGGUAAUACGGCGUGAAUGGGAGAGUUCUGGUGGGUGCUAUAUAUUUCUAGGGACAGUUUUACCUAUCCAUGAAGGAUUUUAAGUGGAAUCCUUUUAAACUCACAACAGUUAUGAAAAGCAAGGUGAAGAACUUGAAGCUGUUUCUGUAUUCAUUUUAUUCUGAAGGACCUACACCUUAGGUAAAUGUUAUGACCAAUGAGAUAAACUGUACCCACAUCCUGUGUUUAAGGUCUAAGUUUAACUGGUCAACAUUUAAAUGGAUUGGAGCUAUUAGUGCAUCAAGUGAUGUUGAUUUGUUUCAACUCUCUCCCCUCCCUCAUACUUUUUUUGGUUUGUAUGUGGUUUCUCAGUUAAUACAUAGCUAAUAGCUCUUAUUUUUCUUAAGUUUUUUAACUGCUUAGGUCUUUCUGGAUGUAAGGGUAAAAAUUCAUUUGACAGAAAACUUGUGUAUAUUUAAAGACCCAGCUGCUCCCCUGGAGCUUGUACGUUCAAGAAUGAUUAAUCUGUGUAAUAAACUGAUUACUACAGUCAUUACAUAUAACUUUGUGUGAAUAGGCUUUUAAUUUUAAGAGCAGUUUGUUACAGGCUGAAACUAAUGGUGGAUUUCCUUAGAACUUCAGCGUUCACAAAUGGUUGCAUUUGAAAAUCAUGAAGGAAUUUGGGUUGCAUCACACAAGGCUAUGCAGCUGAACAAGGCAGACAGCUUAAACUUACAUGAAAUCAAGAUGUGUAGUGUGCCAGGAACUUGACUGUUAAACCAAAUAAGCAGUUUACUAAAUGAGAAUCUGAGUGACAUUUUACAAAGCCUAAUGGUGGUAUUCCCACUUGCAUGGGACUUAACACAAUGCAUAUGUACUGUAGGUAAGUGAAACCUUAUGUAACUAAAAUAAUGGAUGUAAAAGGGUAAAAAAAAUUUACCAAACACAUCAGCACAAACUUUCAUAAAAUGUAGCUUUUACAUAAUUACUUUGCACUAAACAUUUGCAAAUGUUCAUACAGUUUUAAAUUGUACUUGUAUGUGUCUUUUUUUGAACAAAAAUCUUCACUUGAAUCUAGUGAAAAUGUAGUUUGAAACUUUUUCUUUGUAUACAAGUGUAUUUGCCAGCAUCAUUCAUGUGAAAUAGGUGAGUCUGCAAGUUUAUCUCCUCUUAAGAUAAUUGUAAACAAAGCCAUCAACUAUAAAGGAGAGGCUGUAGCCUCCAGCUCUCUGGCCGCAGGGGUCUGUCCCAUCCAUUUUCAAAUGCAUCUUUACACUCUUGCACAAACGAGGAAUAAAUGUCCACUGCUUUUGGUCUAAA
This is a messenger RNA of Tinamus guttatus (white-throated tinamou), 1948 nucleotides long. The record is from RefSeq and is a predicted model, not a curated record. Lineage: Eukaryota; Metazoa; Chordata; Aves; Tinamiformes; Tinamidae.